Pyrenophora tritici-repentis Pt-1C-BFP is the source of this 1642-nucleotide messenger RNA. RefSeq names its product aminopeptidase Y precursor. The record is from RefSeq and is a predicted model, not a curated record. Gene Ontology annotation, biological process: proteolysis. Gene Ontology annotation, molecular function: aminopeptidase activity; metalloexopeptidase activity. NCBI's taxonomy places the organism in Eukaryota, Fungi, Ascomycota, Dothideomycetes, Pleosporales, Pleosporaceae.
AUGGUCUACCUUUCCGGCUUCGCUUUAUGCGCAGCCAUCUCCAGCGCUACCGCACUUCAGAUACCCCUACUUUCGUCCAGCAGCAAUGCGGGUCCGCUCGGACAUGCCCACGGCGCGAAACCAUUGGUCAACUCGACCGAGCUGCAGGACCUCGUCAGUGGUGACAGGCUGAUGGCUCGUGCGAAGAAGAUGUUUGACAUUGCCAAGCUUGGAGAAGCAGAAUACAACCAUCCCACAAGAGUUAUCGGGAGUGCCGGUCAUCUUGGGACGCUAUCCUACAUUUACGAAAGCAUUCUUGAGCUCGGUGACUACUAUACAAUCUCGAACCAGAGUUUCCCUGCCGUUUCUGGUCACAUCUUCGAAUCUCGCCUGGUCAUUGGUGAUGGCGUGCCCAAGUCUGCAGCGCCCAUGGGCCUAACUCCACCGACCAAGGACAAGGAGCCCGUACAUGGCGACCUUGUGUUUGUGAAGAAUGAGGGAUGUGAGGCAUCUGAUUACCCUGACUCAGUCUCUGGCAAUAUUGCAUUUGUGAAGCGUGGAGUAUGCCCGUUCGGCACCAAGUCUGAGCAUGCUGGUCGCAAGGGCGCCGUAGCUGCAGUCGUAUACAACUACGAGAAGGAUCCCGUCUCCGGUACUCUUGGAACACCGUCGCCAGACCACGUUGCAACCUUUGGUCUCUCUGGCGAAGAGGCCGAGCCGAUACUGAAGAAGCUCGGGAACAAGGAGCGCGUCGAUGCUAUUGCCUACAUAGAUGCCGAGGUCAGCCAGAUCCUGACGGUCAACAUCAUUGCUCAGACAACUGAGGGUGAUCCGGAUAACUGUGUCAUGUUGGGUGCCCACAGCGACAGCGUCACAGAAGGCCCCGGUAUCAACGACGAUGGCUCGGGUACCAUGUCACUUCUCGAGGUUGCCACCCAACUCACCAAGUUCAACGUCAGUAACUGCGUUCGAUUUGCUUGGUGGGCUGCCGAAGAAGAGGGUCUGCUCGGUUCAGACUACUAUGUCUCAUCUCUAUCUGAGAAGGAGAACAAGAAGAUCCGUCUAUUCAUGGACUACGACAUGAUGGCCAGCCCCAACUUCGCCUAUCAAAUCUACAACGCCACCAACGCGGUCAACCCACAUGGCUCAGAAGAGCUCCGUGAUCUAUACAUCAAGUGGUACGAGGACCAGGGCUUGAACUAUACCUUUAUCCCCUUCGAUGGUCGCAGCGACUAUGAUGGGUUCAUCCGCAGCGGCAUUCCCGGUGGUGGUAUCGCAACAGGUGCCGAGGGUAUCAAGACGGAGAAGGAGGUUGAGAUGUUUGGCGGCAAGGCUGGAGAUUGGUAUGACCCAUGUUACCAUCAACUUUGUGAUGAUCUCGGCAACGUGAACGUCACUGCGUGGGUUGUCAACACCAAGCUCAUCGCCCACUCUGUUGCCACGUACGCACGGUCGCUCAAGGGCUUCCCCGAGCGCGAAAUUGAGGUUGCCGCAAAGUCGACCGCAUACCUGAAGGAUGUCAAAUACCACGGCGCGAAACUUGUCCUUUAAUCGACGAAUAUCUGUUUUGAUCGCAUGACCUAGUUAAUGUCACUGGCACUCUUUAGCCAGGGCCGUUGUACAAUACCUAGCCAGUAUAACUUGUAAACAUAAAGUCUCGUCG